ACUAAACUUUUAGUUGCUGCUAUCUGUUGGUUGACAUAAGCCGUUGUUAAGUCAAUUGGAACUAGUAAGCUUUUUGUUUCUUCGGGUAUACGACAUUUUAUUUAGUGAAAAUGUGAUGUGCGAAAAUUAAGAAUUUUAAAAUUAGUAUGUAUGUACACAUAUGAUGAUCCAUAUAUGAAAUUUGAAAAAAUAAUGGUGUCGUGUGUGAAUUAUGUGUGUCUCGAGUAUUCAACUUAUGUGAAAAUGACAACAAGUUUAAGCAUCAAAUAUACAAACCGAAAAUAUAUAAGACUAAAAAAAAAUUAUGAAAGUAAUACUACCGGUUGUGAACGAAAAUGGUCGAUUGAAUACUUAAAGACACACAUAAGUAUGUAAAUACAUGUGGUUGUAUGUAGUAUACAUGUACACUAUUUUGCAUAUCGCAACAAAUUAAUUAAAAAAUGUGUACAAUUCAGAUUUGUUCAGUUACUGUUAAAAAAGAAUUUUACGUUUAUACAUGGUUGAUAUAUAAAGAGUGUUUUAAUGAAAAUGUACUAAAUCAAACUCCAUACAAAUACAUAUGUACAUAUGUAUAUAUGUAUGCAUAAAAAACACAGCCUGCAUAUCGAAAUAAAACACGGAUUAGGACUCAACAAAAACAUAUCAAAGCAAUAUUUAUCCAAAUGUAAAUAAAGAUCGUUAUUACGCAAGCAACAAAAGAAAAUUUACUAUACGGAUAUUGUUGAUAAGAAAUCAUAAUUCAUUAAAUUACAAAGGAUAUUCUACAUUCAAAUAGAAAACUACAAACAUAUCAAAACCGAAAUCGAGGUGAUAAAUAAAAAAAUGUUUAAAAAAAUCGUUACGAUAUAAAAUAAAAUACAAAAUUAUUAUUUGUCUUCGCCUUCACUUUAUGUUAAACCGAACAAUGAAUUGAAUACAAAGCAUUUGCUUUAUGACUAAGAGAUAUAGCUUUCCACUGCUUGUGGUUUUACUUAUUCAGUCCAGGCAUACAAAUUUUAAAUGACGUAGGCUAAAGUGACAAGCAAAUGCUAUCAAAGGACUCAUCUUAGUUUGCAGUCCGUUACAUUCAAUUUAUUUUUCUGUUUUCUGAGCGAAAGUUUUGAGUGAUAUCGUAUGACUGUGAAAACAGUCAGAACAACAUAACAAUCAAAUUAAAUAAUGCUUUUACAAUAAAUACAAUAAAUGUUCCGAAAACAUUUUAUGUCCCUCCAUGCUAUUUCGAAAGGACAAGGAACUAUGGCGUUAUGCGUCAAAAAACCUGUCAAGAGAUUUCGAUGGGAUGAGCAAUCAGCAACAACAGCCGCCUCCCCAUCAACAUCAACACCCCCUUCAAGAGGGUGUUCAAUACCAGAACUCGCAGCAAUGCCAGAAUUCAUUCUGUCAUACUAUGAUUACAUCAAAUACGCUAACAUCCAAUCUCGAAUUUUUUGGUUCGUUUACGGAAGUAAGCUACGAACAGAAACCGAACGAUUCCGAAAGUGGGUGUACUUGUGGAAGCGAUUGCGCCGCUUUCACCGUCGUGACAAACAAAGAGGGACAAGCUCAAAAUCAGAAACACCUCAAGCGCUCAUUGCAUUACUUACCGAGAUUGCCUCAAUGUUCCCUUCAAUCGAACCUGAAGAACCCUACUAUAUCGAUAACAAAUGUAACAACGGCUGCUUCAAAUACAACGGGAACAUUUGCGGCGACAGUAAAUAUGUUGCGAAAUUGUUGUGGCGUCAGCGGUCUGUUAACAGAAUAUCCCUCAAUCAAUUCGAUUUCAACGGUUUCCCAUCAAAACGAAAAAUCAGAUGUAGGCCAACAAGCAGUAGAUGGAAAACAAUUACAAAAGUCCCAACAGAUCUUUCGAAAGCUUAUGAAAAUGCUGAAUCGGCAACAACAAGGGGAAUUACUGGAUUCAGUCAGAUGUCGCAAAGAAAUGUCUGCUCCACACGAUUCCCAAUGUAUUUUAUUAAAACGAUCCUUAAUUUACAAAGAAGAGCCACAUGUGAUUUGCUGCCGGUUAUUCCUCUGGCCAAAUUUGAGAGAUGCAACAGAGCUGAAACGUUUGCCAAUCUGCACAACCGACCGACAUUCUAUUUAUAUUUGCUGCAAUCCUUUGCAUUGGUGUCGGGUCCUCGAAACAGAUAUUGCUCCUCCGCCUUACCAGGAAAUGGAGAAAUCGAAAUUCGAAGAUCAAAACUCUUGGUGCCAAGUAGCAUACUGGGAGUUAAAUAAACGCGUUGGUAAUCGAUGUUCUGUACAUAAACCAUUUGUGAACAUUUAUGCAGAUGGAAGGGGAAAUAAUAACAACAGUCAGGAUUUUUGUUUAAGAGAUUUAACUGCAGAUAAGACUACACCAUCUCGAGAGGAUGUUGAAUGUACUCGUCAAAAAAUUGGUUUUGGUCUUAUAUUAAGUCAAGAGCCAGAUGGAAUCUGGCUUUACAACCGCUCUAUGGCACCAGUUUUCAUUUUAUCGCCAACUUUGAAUGAAAGCUUAUCAUGCGUUUAUAAAGUGACACCAGGUGAUUGCCUUAAAGCUUUUGAUGUUAAAAGGGCUCAAUCGCUGAUUUGUUCUUCACAAUUUCCUGGUGCGGAACUAGGUCCAAUAAAUACGCGAAGUAUUUGCAUUAGUUUCGUUAAAGGCUGGGGUAAACACUACAAACGGCAAAAUAUUAUGAAAUGUCCUUGCUGGCUUGAAAUAUCUUUUACACAGCGGUGACAUCCUAUUUCUACUAUAUUUGAAAUCAAAAAUUGCAGAAAUUUCAAAUUCAUCUUAAAAAAGUACGAACCUUUUAUUAAAACAAAACUGGAAUAUCGUUACACACAGCGACUAUAUCAUAGCAUAAUAUAGUCAAUUUAUUUGCUGUUGCCAUUUUCGCCAAUCUGGCGACUACGUACUGAACAUGCGUAUGCUAUAAAAUUAAAUGGAGAACAUUGUCAUAUACUUAUACACAAAAAUUAAGGAAAGCCACGAAAAAAUUAAGAUAGGGAAGUCCUGUGAUUAAAACACUUACGAUAGUUAGAAAUUAUUAUUAUUUGAAUAUGUUUUACAUUUUAGUAAACUGUAUCUGAAAUGAAAGUAACAUAACUUAUCGAAAAUAAUACGAGCGUUGAUCGCUUUUAGUGCCUAAUUAAAAUUGAUACAGAAUAGUCUUAAGCAAGAAUAGUGUCCGAAAUUGUACAUAUGUAUGAAUACUUACAUAUUUACUAUUUAUAUCCUAUAUUUAUAGCACAUAUAUACAACAAUACAAACAUAUGUAUUAAAUAUAUAUAUGUAUAUGCAUAUGCUUGUUUUAUUCAGCUUAAAUAGUAAAGGAGGACAAAUGUAGAAAAAAAAAUUUUGACUCAAUACGAGAUAUAAAGAUAAAAUCCAAGACUUAAUUGUUUGUAUUUAAAAAAAAUAGAAAAAUCACAUACCUGCUUACUUUAUUUAGCUUAUGCAUUAUUUUGUAUGCGCAUAUUGCACAUAUAUUUAUAUAUUAUUAAUAGAUACAUCCAGAACCAUAUGUAUACAUGCAUAAUACAGUAAGUAAACUUUUCUCACAGAGAUCAAAAAUUAUAAUUUUGGUAUCUAUGUAUGUAUAUUAAAAUAAAAAAACCCUUAUGGAAAGA
Messenger RNA from Bactrocera oleae (olive fruit fly), 3594 nucleotides. The record is from RefSeq and is a predicted model, not a curated record. NCBI's taxonomy places the organism in Eukaryota, Metazoa, Arthropoda, Insecta, Diptera, Tephritidae.